AACUGUGGAAAGCUGCAGGCAAUAUAAAAGCGCUUUUAUGUGAAUUGGAACAGGAUAUGAACUUCAAAGUAAUGAAUAUUUAAUUAUGGCAAACCAAAACCAAGAGAAGCCACCUAAAAAGUAUGACAUUGCGAGUUUUGUGGGUGAAGAAAUAGCUGAACGAAAAUGUCCAAGUGGAUACACAGCAAGAUACAUUAAGUUGUUUGGACACUGGAGACCGCUGGAGUUCAUUGAAACUGGAUUCGCACCUGACCCAAGGACACAUGUACACGAACUCCGUAAAAUGGAAGUAUUUGAUGAUGAUGUUUUUAUCUACGCCUUUGCUAAGAGUGGUACUCACUGGAUUUGGGAAAUGAUACACAUGUUACACAAAGGAAAAGCUGAAUACGACAAACGACCCAAAGAAGUGUCUAUGCUAGAAUUUCACUCGAUUGACAAAUUAUGCGAGGAAGAAAGACCAAGAGUUUUUAAUACCCAUUUAUUUCCCAACGAGGUACCUACUGCGUCACUGGAGGGAAAAGGGAAGGCUCUACUCUUACUCCGAAAUCCUAAAGAUAUAGCGGUGUCUUAUUAUAACCAUGUCAAAGACCUGAAAAUCCAGUCGUCCGUCAUGACAUGGGAGGACUACGUACAUUUAUUAAAUAAUUAUGGAGGUAGAUUCGAUUUUUUUGAAUACGUCAAAGAAUGGGAAAAAGAAAUUAAGAAGAAAAAGAGGACAUAUUUGUGUCUACUCUACGAGGAUAUAAAGAAGAAUCCACUUGGGACACUAAAGUCUGUAGCUGACUAUCUAGGCAUUCCUUGUUCAGAUACUUUAGCAGAGGAAAUAGUUCAGAAAUGUAAGAUAGAAAACCUGAGAGUCGCCAACAGAGAGAAAUUUGACCACAGGAAUCAAAGUGGUCCUAACCCGGAAAUGAAUGACCCGGAUAAAAUGUACAGAAAAGGAGAAAUUGGAGAUUGGAAGAAUUGGUUCACUGUGGCUCAAAGCGAAGAGUUUGAUAGAGUUUUUAAAACAAGAAUGGCUGAUUCAGAAUUUAAAUUUUCCUUUGAAUAAUUCAAUUAUAUUAAAAUUCUUAGCAUUAAAGAACAAAUGAAUAUAAAAACAUUGAAAAAAGAAAGAAACAAUAAAAGAAAAGAAAAAUCUGCUUUACU
This is a messenger RNA of Saccostrea cuccullata (small rock oyster), 1149 nucleotides long. Its product is annotated as sulfotransferase 1B1-like. The transcript has 7 exons. Lineage: Eukaryota; Metazoa; Mollusca; Bivalvia; Ostreida; Ostreidae. Gene Ontology annotation, molecular function: sulfotransferase activity. Gene Ontology annotation, biological process: sulfation. Gene Ontology annotation, cellular component: cytoplasm. The coding region runs from base 86 to 1051 and encodes 321 amino acids. The record is from RefSeq and is a predicted model, not a curated record.